This is a messenger RNA of Sphaerulina musiva SO2202, 1532 nucleotides long. RefSeq lists its product as uncharacterized. NCBI's taxonomy places the organism in Eukaryota, Fungi, Ascomycota, Dothideomycetes, Mycosphaerellales, Mycosphaerellaceae. The transcript has a single exon. The record is from RefSeq and is a predicted model, not a curated record. The coding region runs from base 98 to 1294 and encodes 398 amino acids.
UACAACUCGACACCUUUCUUCUCUCCUGUCCUCUCCACGACGAACACCACCACCACCACCACUCUUUCACUUUCAUCUCUCCAAUUUGCACUUCAUCAUGAUCGGCCGCACAGCCGGCAUUGUCGCAGCCAGUGCGCUGGGCGCCUCUGCUCUUCUCAUUCCCUCCAACUUUGAACUCGAACAGGGCGCCGACCUCGUUCUUCCCGAGGGCUCCGGUGCCAAACACGCCCUCAUCCAACUGCCUUGCCCGGAAUGUGCCUUCCCAUUCAAGCAGACGGAGGGCGCCAACGAUGUGGAGCCUGCGGCGGAGGAGGAGUUCUCGAUCCAAGGCGGCUCGUACAGCGUCGUCAUCAACAUGACCGUAUCCGAGAAUGGCAAGACUCUCGAGAUCAACGGGGAGCCUGUCUUCCCCAUGGGCAUCCAACUGGAAACGAUGAAAGAGCGUGUAUACGUCAACCAAGUAGCUUCUUCGGUGUCGGUUGAAGACGUGGAGGCGGGCAAGGCAAAGACGACACCACUCGAGGUGACCAGCUCCGGUGUCUCCUACCAACAGGCGGAGCACAUCUCUCCAGACGGACAUAUGAAAAUGCCCAUCAAGCACACCAUCUUUGCAUUGGAAGGACAACAAGUCUCUCUCGACGAGGUUAUCAUCAUGCUCCUGAAGACUCCUGAGGGGGAGCUCUUCAUUACGGAAAUCGCGACUGAGGCACGAGAGCCGGCACAACCAGUGGAAGAUUUGAUUCUGCCGCCACUAGCAGCUCUUGACGGGGAAACUGAUUGCCGAUUCUUUUCUGCCAGGCUAUGCCAAUUGAAGCACAUGCUGGAGGAGAAGGUCAAGAGCAUGCGUCAAGGCCACCGCCAUGGCGGCAAGAGGGUCGGCUGUCAUGGCGCCAAAGGCAAGAAGGCUGGUCGACCACACCACAUGGAAUCUCACGGCCGACCACACCACAUGGAAGCCCACGAUCACGUCGACGGUCCCCAUGGCGGAUACCAUUUCAUGCACUCGUUUGCUCGUGGCCUCACCGCGGUGCUCAUUCCGACCAUGGCCGGCGUCGCGGUCGGCAUGGUUGUCAGCCUGUUUGGUCUCUGCUUUGGUCGUCUUCUCGGCUUUCUCUGGUUCCGGCACCGCCGAGGUGGUCGCCGCGGUUAUGAGCCGGUCCGCCUCGAAGAAGGCGAUGCCGUCGCGGAGGCCGAGGCUGAGUGUGAGAAGAAGUAUUCUGCCGCCGUUCUCGAACAGUCUGAGCCCCUUCCCGUGUAUGAGGAGGCACCUUCGUACGAGGACGCUCACCACUAGCCGAAGCCACGAUUCUUUUCCUGGGCUCUCACUACUACUAUACUAUGGUUCUUUUUUUUUCCUAUUUGAAGAUGGUGAUGAGGAAUGUGGGAAGUGUAGGAGGAGGAGGAUGGAGAAGACACGCUUGAAAUGUUUUGAUGUAUCAGGCGUUUUUGGGGGUGUGUUUUUGCUUUGUAUCAUAUCGUCUACUGCCAAAUGCAAUGAGAACAAUCACGUUUGGGACCUCUCUCUCUCUCUC